Molecule: messenger RNA, 1313 nt
Organism: Drosophila innubila
Lineage: Eukaryota; Metazoa; Arthropoda; Insecta; Diptera; Drosophilidae
Product: lysosomal aspartic protease-like
Exons: 1
Coding region: 23-1261 (412 amino acids)
Biological process (GO): cell death; proteolysis
Cellular component (GO): lysosome
Molecular function (GO): aspartic-type endopeptidase activity
Source: RefSeq, a predicted model, not a curated record
AAUUCGAUAUACAACUAAAAAAAUGCUUAAGGCAUUUAUUGUACUCGGUUUGGUUUCGGCUCUCGCCGGAGUCGGAGCCGGAGCCGAUCUUCUGCAUCGCAUGCCGAUCUACAAGUGGGAGAAUUCGGUAAAGAGCCGGAAGAAUGUGAUGUCCGAGGUGGCACAUUUGCGUGGCAAGUACAAUGUGGCAACAACGGCCACGUCGGACAUAAUAAGCGGGGAGCCUUUAGCGAACUCCAUGAAUAUGUAUUAUUAUGGCCAAAUUACGAUUGGAACACCCGGAGUUAUAUUCAUCGUUAUGUUCGAUACGGGAUCUGCAAAUCUCUGGGUGCCAUCAUAUAAUUGCACAAGUACCGCCUGUCUUUCCCAUACCCAAUACAAUCCCAAUCAAUCCACAACAUUUGUACCAAACGGUUCGGAUAUAACGCUCAAGUAUGGAACCGGUGGAAUGAGCGGUUACCUUGCCAUGGAUACGGUGACUGUGAAUAAUUUGGUGAUAUUGAAUCAAACAUUUGGCGUGGCCGUUAGUGAGUUGGAUAAUCAUUUUGAUAAUGUCGCCUUUGAUGGCAUUCUGGGCAUGGGAUUUGCCAAUCUUGCCGAGGAUAGUGUCACUCCACCCUUCUACAAUAUGUAUAACGAGGCAUUGAUCAGUCAACCGGUAUUCUCAUUCUAUUUGUCAAUUGAUGGCACCACCAGUAUGGGUGGUGAAUUAAUUCUGGGUGGAUCGGAUCCGAAUUACUAUAUUGGCAAUAUGACGUAUGUGCCUAUAUCUAGGGAUGAUUAUUGGCAGUUCGAUAUGUCGGAAGCCGUCUUGAAUGGUGUUACACUGUGCAGCAAUUGUCAGGCUAUAGCCGAUACUGGCACCUCACUGAUCAUGGCACCCAUUGAUGCCUAUACGAAAUUGUAUAGUACACUGGACAUAAAUCCGGAUGCCUCCGUUGAUUGCUCUACGGUUAGUUCGAUGCCCGUGCUCAAGUUCGUGAUUGGUGGUACUGUCUUUGGUAUUCCACCGUCGUACUAUGUUCUCUAUUUGGAUGGUGAGUGUGUCGUUGGUAUUCAAACCAUGGGCACUGAUUUUUGGAUUCUGGGCGAUAUCUUCAUUGGACAAUACUAUACGGAAUUCGAUGUGGGCAAUAAUCGUAUCGGAUUCGCUUCUGUCUCCGGUGCACAAUACACAAAUCAAGCAAAUUCCCAAUUUGCCAGCUUUACAACUAUCUUCAGUUUGUUUGCCUUACUAAAUAUUAUUUUAAAACUGUAUUAAAUCUUAUAAUUAUCGAAGAAUCUAUCUGAAAUAUAUUAUACAAAUUGUUUUU